GAAGACUGUCAAUUUUGCAUCAUUCGUUCUUUUAUUUGUCGCCGCCAUUUGGGACGUGUUCUGUACUGCAUUGCAGCGCAAGAAUUAAAUAUUUUGCACAAUGGGUCACGCUAACAUUUGGUAUUCUCAUCCCCGCCGUUACGGCCAGGGCUCCCGCUCAUGCCGCGCCUGCUCCAACAGACAUGGUCUGAUCCGCAAGUACGGACUGAACAUUUGCAGACAGUGCUUCAGGGAAUACGCUCAUGACAUUGGUUUCAAGAAGCUUGAUUAAAAUGUUUAGUCAAUAAACUUUAAAUUAAGUCUAAAA
This is a messenger RNA of Helicoverpa zea (corn earworm), 307 nucleotides long. RefSeq names its product 40S ribosomal protein S29 (gene RpS29). The coding region runs from base 101 to 271 and encodes 56 amino acids. The transcript is spliced from 3 exons. Gene Ontology annotation, cellular component: cytosolic small ribosomal subunit; ribosome. Gene Ontology annotation, molecular function: zinc ion binding; structural constituent of ribosome. The record is from RefSeq and is a predicted model, not a curated record. NCBI's taxonomy places the organism in Eukaryota, Metazoa, Arthropoda, Insecta, Lepidoptera, Noctuidae. Gene Ontology annotation, biological process: translation.